ACCUUCCAUUCUUCUCCUCUUCUGCUAGCUCCGGCAGCUGUUGCUUCCUCCUCUUCCUCAAGACCCUCAACGUAUAAAAAUCUCGCCCCUGCGAUCGCGUCCCCGAUCUGAGGCUUCCGCAGAUGGUGCUCGGGCUCAUGGAGGCCAACAGGAAGGAUGUAUGGGGGCUACUGCUCGUGCUCCUCCUCGGCCAGCUCGUCGCCUUCUCCAUGGCUGUCUCCAGCUUCACCUCCUCCUUCAUUGCCACACUUGGAGUUGAUGCGCCACUGACGCAAUCUUUGUUCGCCUACCUGUUGUUGACCUUGGUUUAUGUGCCAAUCCUCUUGCAGCGACGGCAGAAGCUGCGGAUACCUUGGUAUUGGUACCUGGCCCUGGCCUUCAUCGAUGUUCAAGGAAAUUAUCUUGUUGUCAAGGCGUACCAGUACUCGUACAUCACGAGCGUAACGCUGUUAGAUUGCUGGACGGUGGUUUGGGUCAUCAUACUCACCUGGUAUGCACUGGGCACAAGAUACUCUUUCUGGCAAUUUGCUGGUGCUGGGAUCUGUGUGGCAGGGCUUGCUCUUGUGCUCCUUUCAGAUUCCAAAUCAGCAGAUGAACAAGAUCCAAGUAAAAUACCACUUCUAGGGGAUGCCCUUGUCAUUGCCGGGACAGUAUUUUUUGCAUUUAGCAAUGUUGGCGAGGAAUACUGUGUCAAGAAGAAAGAUCGAGUUGAAGUUGUCGCAAUGCUUGGACUCUUUGGGUUGCUUGUCAGUAUAAUUCAGAUAUUUAUAUUUGAAAAAAAGAACCUAGAUGCAAUUGCCUGGUCUCCAACAAUGUUAGCUCUGUUCGGAGGAUUUGCAGUGGCAAUAUUUAUGUUCUACAGCAUCACUCCUUUCGUUCUUAAGAUGAGUGGAUCAACAUUGUUUAACCUUUCGCUCCUAACAUCCGACAUGUGGGCAGUCGCCAUUCGAGUUUUAUUCUAUCACCAACAGAUAAACUGGCUGUACUAUAUAGCCUUCGCGGUUGUGGCCAUUGGAUUGAUCAUCUAUUCACUGAAUGAUCACUCUUCGGACAAUGGAACAACUGCAAGUACAGAAGCAGCAACCCAAUAUCAGCAGCUUCCAGGUGAGGAUAAUUCAACAGGAAAUGGUUCCAGUGACAGCCAAGAAAGGAAGCAACAGGAGGAAGUUCAUAUCUGUUAGUGGGGGUCAAUGUAGAAGGUCACACCUCUCAGUGUUGGAUUUAGGGGGAAAAAAGCAUGUAUAUCUUCUUUUAGAAUCCUCCUUGUAUAUAACUAUUUGUAUUUUCCUCUGUUUUUUGAAACCCCUGCUUUAUCAGCAUGGACUAUUAGGCAAUUUCUCUUGCCUGUAUAUCCUUCGGAGAAGAAAAAAAAAGAUGAGUUUGUAAUUAGGUGGAACCUAUUACAUUAAAAUUCAGUGCAAAUAGUUGGCGAUGUAAGCACAAUGAAAAGGGACAUAGACACAUAUACAAUUUAUUUUUUCCAAAUAA
Oryza brachyantha (malo sina) is the source of this 1488-nucleotide messenger RNA. Its product is annotated as solute carrier family 35 member F2-like. Gene Ontology annotation, cellular component: membrane. The record is from RefSeq and is a predicted model, not a curated record. Lineage: Eukaryota; Viridiplantae; Streptophyta; Magnoliopsida; Poales; Poaceae. Gene Ontology annotation, molecular function: transmembrane transporter activity. The transcript has 11 exons. Gene Ontology annotation, biological process: transmembrane transport. Bases 123 to 1181 code for a protein of 352 amino acids.